UUUUGUCAACACAAUUAUUACGGCUCUGCAAGCCACCGAAUGGGCAAAUCUGUUAACAAGAAUCGGGGCAGAUGCCAUGCUGCAUCUCCUUACCAAGACCUCCAUUUUUAUCAAACUCCCUAACGAGUGUUUAUGUCAAAUGACGGUGAAUCUAUAAAUGACCUUGGGAAGCGGAAGAGAGACCCGUUGGAGGGCUCGGGACCACGCAAACGCCUCAAGCUCAUCGUAUGGAAGAAUCCCUCUAAAGCUUCCCUGAAGGGUAAAGUCAAGUUGGACGCUAUUCCUUCGGAACGACGAACAUCAGCUGAUAUUCCAUUCGUUCGUGCACGGAUGUUUUUCGCAAGACCGAAUCGUGAGCGUGCGUCGCAAAAUAUCAUUGUGGGCCUGCCUUGUACCCAUGUGCUUAACCGGUUAAAUCCUUCUUACUUUCGUCAAACGCAGUUACAAGCUGGAGCAUAUCAAGACCCUGACCCGCGCCAACAAGCACAGAAAGCCAGACACCUAAGCAAAUAUAUCUUUCCGUUGCAAUACGGUCUAUCCAACGUAUUCAGUCAGCCGUCAGCUGCUAAAGAAACUUAUAAGCAGCCGAAUUUUGCUGACAGAGAGCGUGAGAUUGAGCUCUUUGGAACAUGCAAAACACCGAAGCGGCUGAAGGACGUGCUCGUGCUUUUGGAGAAGAUGAUCUGGCGACAUGGCAAAUGUCACUAUAAGUUACUUAGAGACACAGUUUGUCCAUCCAAGAUCACAACAACGGAUAACAAGACGAUGGACAGUAGCAUCAUACUGAGAACUCAAUCCACCUGAAAUCGCAAGCGUCGCAAAUCAACAUGUCAAUUGAUUUUGCAGGAAACAGCAUCAUCACAGAUCGGACUCCAGGUAAAAAUGAAACGGAACACAA
This is a messenger RNA of Suillus bovinus, 898 nucleotides long. RefSeq lists its product as uncharacterized. Lineage: Eukaryota; Fungi; Basidiomycota; Agaricomycetes; Boletales; Suillaceae. The transcript is spliced from 8 exons. The coding region runs from base 133 to 804 and encodes 223 amino acids. The record is from RefSeq and is a predicted model, not a curated record.